This is a messenger RNA of Canis lupus familiaris (dog), 3057 nucleotides long. It is a transcript of the gene ZCWPW1, whose product is annotated as zinc finger CW-type and PWWP domain containing 1. The record is from RefSeq and is a predicted model, not a curated record. The transcript has 18 exons. Gene Ontology annotation, molecular function: zinc ion binding. Lineage: Eukaryota; Metazoa; Chordata; Mammalia; Carnivora; Canidae. The coding region runs from base 936 to 2894 and encodes 652 amino acids. Gene Ontology annotation, cellular component: nucleus.
GUGAACCUAAAAGUAGAGGAAGGGAAGGAGAGGAGCGUACAGACGGCUUGCCUACGAACUGUUCUCAGUAAAAUACAAUAAGUCAUUGUAACUCACCCCCCUGGGAAAUAGUCUCUGCUGAACUGAAAAAAAAAAAGGCACUAAAACAGCCGAUGUUGUCCAACUUCCUCUUCCCCCGAAAUGGCCGAGUCGUUCUCUCGCUCCUCCGCUUUACCCCAAUGGCGAUCACCUGGGGACACCACGCCCUCCUCUCCGCCUCCACACCCACAGCCCUGGCACCAACACCUCUUCCCACCACCCGACGCCUGCGCGCGAGCCCCUAGCCCGCCGACUGCGUCCCGACGCCCACCGCAGCCACCAAUAGCAGCACAUUCGCCACCACCACGGCCACCUCGCACGCAGGCCUUCCCAAGCACACGCUCUCUUCGCGCAGCCUUAUAUAAAAACGAGUGUGGGCGGGGAAGAGGGUUCGGCCUGCUUUGGGCCCCCUGCCUCGGCCAAUGGGGAAGAAGCUGCUCGGCGCCCUUUCCACAGGGUGCUAAGGUCCUCCUUGCUCCAGAAGGUAGCUGGCUUUUCUCCGGUUGCAGAUGAAAGUGCUAGGCGCUGCCAGUCCUGGUACCCGUCGCCUGAGGAGAAAUUUUCUCUUCUGGACAACCAACUCCUACCCCUCCUAAGAAUCUCCACCGCAGACCUACCCUCCGCAAACAAACAAAAGUGACCCAGUAUCCUGGCGGCCAGUGACGGGCUGAGCAGGAAUGAGAAUACGGGUGCCUCCCCCGGGGGUGGGGGUGCGGUCGGGCCUCUAACGGGAAGUUAUCUCAUGGUGGCGGUUCCUGAGGUGGAAGAGAGGCUUGCAGCAACCCCCUGUUUUAUCCACUGAGGGGAAUCAAGGACUUGGACUCUGAGGCACAAAGAAAGUGUAGCUUCUGAGCUGAAUGAUGGCAAUGCUGCAGAGUAAAGAAGAAUGUGGGAAGGGGCCAAAGAAAACCUGUACCCCAUCUGCACAAAAAUUGUAUAGCAUGAUGUGCUAUAGCCCUAACUCAUCCAAGGAGGAAUCCUUGGGGGUCAGUUCCCCAAAGGCCAGGUUAAAGAAGAAGGAAGAGAAAACAACCACAGAAAAUGGUUCAAGCAGUGGCCAGGAGAAUAAAGGAAAGCCUCAAGACAAGCAAGCAGAGAAAGAAAAGGAAAAAUCAAGUCUCACCAAUGCAGAAUUUGAGGAGAUCGUCCAGAUUGUGCUACGGAAGUCCCUCCAGGAGUGCUUGGGUAUGGCUUAUGAGACUUCCUGUGCCCAGCCCAUAAGAUGCACCCUAUUAGACAAGGAACCAGGAAUUGCUGCUUCUACUGAUAAUGAUAAUGCUGAUGGGAAAAAAAAUAUUAUUUUCAGAGAGAGGGUAAUGGUACCUCAUAUCCUAGAGAUUUCAGCCACUCAGGAAGCUGGAGUAACCUCUGUGAUAAAGACAUCUAAGCCAGGCCAGCCAGAUCCUGCACCCUCUGAGAAGAAAUCCAAUAGACCCUUCCUAAGCAAAGGAAAGAAGGGAGCCCAAGAUGAGAAAAUGGAGAAAACCCAAAGUGGACAUGAGCACAGACAGAAGGACCAACUGAAAAAAACAGUUCAGGUUGAUUCUCAGAUCAGAAACCAGCAAAGAGGAAAAGGAGGUGAUUUUGGCCAAUGUCUUGUUUGGGUCCAGUGCUCCUCUCCAAACUGUGAGAAGUGGAGGCGGCUUUGUGGAAACAUUGACCCUUCAGUGCUUCCAGAUGAUUGGUCCUGUGAUCAGAAUACAGACUUGAAGUAUAAUCACUGUGACAUCCCAGAGGAGUCCUGGACAGGGCGUGAGAGUGAUGUGGCCUAUGCUUCCUACAUUCCAGGAUCCAUCAUCUGGGCCAAGCAAUAUGGUUACCCCUGGUGGCCAGGCAUGGUAGAAUCUGAUCCUGACCUGGGGGAAUAUUUUCUUUUUGCUUCUCAUCUUGAUUCCCUGCCGAGGGUCAAAGCAAGGAGAAGGACAAGAGGCCAUUUUUUAUUUCAGUCUAAAUACCAUGUGACAUUUUUUGGAGAAACAGUCUCUCGUGCUUGGAUCCCAGUCAACAUGCUAAAGAACUUCCAGGAACUGUCCCUGGAGCUAGCUGGAGUGAAAAAGUGCAGGAACAAGGACUGCAACCAGAAACUGGGGGCAGCCCUGAUGAUGGCUCAAGAGGCAGAACAGAUCAGUAUUCAGGAACGGGUUAACUUGUUUGGUUUCCGGAGCCGAUACAAUGGAUCUGACAGUAGUGAGGAAGGAAAAGACUUAAUGCUUUCUAGGGCUAACAGCCCAGACUCCUGCUUAGAGAAAGAAGAGGAAGAGUCAGAGUUGGAGGAGGAGGGGUUGGAGGAGGAAGAAGAAGAGAAAAAAGACCCGACUUUGCCCAGUCCCAAGCCAGCCAGAAUUCAGACAAAAAAACCCAAGGCAAGAGGCCUAGCAGAUGGACAAGAUGGGACCCUGCAAAGGAAGACACUGAAGAGAUCUCUGGGAAAUGAAUCUGCAGCUCCUCCUGUACUCAUAAUGGGAAGGAAAGAAGGAGGACAUGGGAAAUCAGAGCCUGACCAACCAGGUCCUAAGAAAAAAUUUAGAGCUCCCCAAAGCAAAGACUCAGUAAUCAGCUUGUCUGAGGACAAAGAAGCUAGGAUGGCACCAAAGGGCCUGACCCCACCAGCUCAUCUCGGGGUUUGUCCUGUGAUGGGGACAGAAGGCUGGAAGUGUCUUCAGGAAGCUGGAAGUGUCCCUCCUGACGAUGAAGCCUUCAGUGACCUGGAUCUGGAGCAAAUCCUGGAAGAUGUUGGAAAAGAGCCAGAGCAGCUGGAGGAGCCGCAGUGUGGAGACGACCCCGGGGAGUUCACUUUGGCCUUCUUCGAGGAAUAGCUUAGCUGUGUGCUCCUGCCUCCCUGCUGCUCUCUCACCCCCUUCCCUGUGAGCAGCAGAGAAAGCCCCUCAGAGGGUCCCUGAGAAGCUGCUACAUGUGGGGUUUGUUGAUCGCCACAGUCACAGCUGUGUUUAUGUGUUAAUAAACAGGUUACUGCUUUAA